Messenger RNA from Lolium perenne, 2045 nucleotides. Its product is annotated as pentatricopeptide repeat-containing protein At2g01860. NCBI's taxonomy places the organism in Eukaryota, Viridiplantae, Streptophyta, Magnoliopsida, Poales, Poaceae. The record is from RefSeq and is a predicted model, not a curated record. Gene Ontology annotation, molecular function: protein binding.
GCUGAGCCCGUGCGUUCCAAAAAGAAAAAAAUUCACAAAAUAUCACCAAAUCCUCUCGCGGCGGCGGCGGCGCGGCCUCCCACUCCUGCGGUCGGCGGGCGGCUUGCGGCGGCAGGGACGCGAAGUUGAGGGGGCGCUGAGCUCGCAUGGGAAGUCCAGUUCGUACUUAAGUGCUAGCCGGGUCGAGCUAAGGUCACAGGAGGAGGAGGAGAGAGGGCACUCAAGGUGUUCGUGCAAUUGCGUCGCCGGCGUGGCUCGGGUGCUUCUUUCCUGCCGCUACGUGCUUGGUGUACGGGCGUGGCAGCGCGACCAGAUACACGCAGACGGAAGAGAAGUGACUCCUUCGCCGGCCAUGUCGUCUCUGGUGAGCCGGCCAACGCCCCCCGCGCUGUCCGGCGGCGUUUCACCAGCAGCAUCGGCGUCAGUGCUGACAUUCGGCGCCACAUGGCUCCGCAGCAGCAACAGCUAUGGUCUUCCUACUCCGUCUAGAGCUCUGAUGGUCUCUUGCACGGGUUCGUCAAGUGGAGGUUUUGCCAACGAUAAGCAGCAGGCCUGCCAAGAGAACGUCGCCGCCGCUGAGAAUCAAGACGGGGGUCUGGGAUGGAGCAAGGACGAGAUCGAGGCCAUCUCGGCGCUGUUCGCCCGGCCGAUGCACCAAAAGCCGCCGAAGCCCCCGAGCCCGGCGACGCGGCGGCCGCUCCCGCUGCCGCAGCCCCACAAGACGAGGCUGCCGGCCGCUCCGGCGCCGAAGCAGCACGUCCGGCUCCCCUUGCGCUCCUCGUUCAGCGACCGGGUGCGCAAGGACCCUGAGGUCCUCGUCGGGAUCGCCCGGGACAUUGCCGCGCUCGCGCCGGACUCCGAGGUGUCCACGGUGCUGGACCGCUGGGCGCCGUUCCUCCGGAAGGGGUCGCUCUCCAUGACCAUCCGGGAGCUCGGCCACAUGGGGCUCCCCGAGAGGGCGCUCCAGACGCUGUGCUGGGCGCAGGCGCAGAAGGCCGUGCCGCUGUUCCCCGACGACCGCAUCCUGGCCUCGGCCGUCGAGGUCCUGGCGCGCUUCGACGAGCUGAGGAUGGAGUCCGCGCUCGAGGAGUGCGUGCCGUCGGCGAGCCGCGCCGUCCUCGAGGCCAUGGCGAGCGGGUUCAUCGGGGCGGGCAAAGCAGGCCUCGCGCGCAAGGUGCUCGAGCUUGCCAGGAUAAACAAGAGAACGCUGCACCCAGGCAUCUAUGCAAAGCUGAUUCUGGAAGUUGCCCAGACACCUGAAGGCUACGGGCUCGCUGCUGCGCUGCUCGAUGAGCUUGGUGAGAGGCCGGACUUUGACCUGCGGCCGCAGGACUGCACGGCUGUCAUGAAGGUCUGCGUAAAGCUCAGGCGGUACGCGGCCGUGGAGAGCCUGUUCAGCUGGUUCAGGGCGUCCGGCAGGAACCCAACCGUGGUGAUGUACACGACUGUGAUCCACAGCCGCUCCCGAGACGGGAGGCACCGGGAGGCGUUGGCCCUGGUGUGGGAAAUGGAGCAAGCAAACUGCCUUCUUGACCUGCCGGCAUACCGGGUCAUCGUCAAGCUGUGUGUGGCAUUGCGCGAUCCAGAAAGGGCUUUUCGGUACCUGUCUAGGUUGAAGGAGGCUGGGUUCCUUCCGACCAGUGACAUAUACUGUAAUUUGAUUGAAGGCUAUGCCGUAGCGGGGAGGAUGGCCAAGUGCCGGCAGCUUAUCAGGGAGGCUGAGUCCACCGGCGUGAUGCUGGACAGGAGGCUGGUUUCAAGCGUGUCUGAGAUGGAUAAUGGACAUCCUUGAACCACUGGCGAAGUGAAAGUCUAUGCUCCUGUAAUUAUCUGUAGGUGAUUUGAGACAGAGUAUUGAGAUCAGUUACUGGGAAUUGUAAAUCAUUUAAGAGUUAACAACACUCCAAUUCUGCAAGAGGCUAUCUGAUACAGGGCUGGCUAGAAUUUGCUGAAGGUUGCUCUCUUCAGAAGUAAAAAACUUGUACGGGUACCAAGUAACCACUGAUAUUGGACUAAUUGCCAUUGCAAGAGGGCACCGAUCUUGU